Stomoxys calcitrans (stable fly) is the source of this 2673-nucleotide messenger RNA. RefSeq lists its product as uncharacterized. NCBI's taxonomy places the organism in Eukaryota, Metazoa, Arthropoda, Insecta, Diptera, Muscidae. The record is from RefSeq and is a predicted model, not a curated record. Bases 180 to 2216 code for a protein of 678 amino acids. Gene Ontology annotation, cellular component: nucleus. Gene Ontology annotation, molecular function: zinc ion binding. The transcript has 2 exons.
UGUUGUUUCUAUGUAUAGUCGUUGCGUCUGAGCUUUGAGUGUUUUGUGUUUGUUUUUUCAAAUUUUUAUGUGAUACAAUUUGAUUGAUUCAAGUGAAGAAAAAUACUUAUAUCAUACGUUCUGGUGUUUCGAGAAAAAGAGACGCCCCAAUAGUUUCCACACAAUAUUUACGGGUUGCAAUGACAUCGCCUUGGGGAAAUUUAUGCCGUGUAUGUGGAAGUCCAGCCGAAUAUGAUAUAUUUGACAAAAUUCCUGUUUAUCUACAUUCAAGUUCCAAGGACUAUAUGCACUGGCAAUCUCCCAUAUAUGAGCUAAUGCAAGAUACCAUUGGAUUAAGGAUCUCAAAGGACGAUGGUCUUCCCCAACAUAUAUGCGCUCUUUGCAUAUCCUACUUAAAACAUGCAUUCACGUUUCGCGAGAAGGCCAUUGAAAUAUGCUUGAAUUUCCUUGCUGUUAAGGAAUACCAUGCAAUUCUUAAGGGCGAAACGGAAUGGAACUACCCCAAGGCGGUGAAUGACAUUCUUGCGGGCAACAAUAAAACAUCCAUCAUCAAUGACAAUAACACAAUGACACGUACAGCACCGGCGAAUAAUGUCGCCGAGGAGAAUGAGAAUACCGCAAAAUGUUUUUACAAAGAUCAGAACAAAGUAAACAAAAGACUGAUAACAAGUGGACAGGUUAAUGACAACAGUAACAUGGCAAGAGUUUUAACAAAUCAAACCAAGAGUUGUCUAAACUACCUGUUGGACUUGUACGAAAAUCCAGAAUGUUAUGAACGAAUACGGGGAAUUGCCCGUCAGAGAAGGCAGAAAAAUGUUGCCGCGGCAAGCACAACAGCUGGAUAUUUUAGCAAAAAACGACAAAAUUACGAAGACGAAAUAUCUCGAAACAUAUCUAGCGAUGAAUACGUCGAGCACGAAUCGAACGGGGAGAGUAUAGCUGCAGGUGGCAAUGGUGAAGGCACUGGUUCCCAGAAAACCAAUAACAUAUUCACAUACAAGGAGAAAAUCUUCGAGGAAGACGACAUCAUGGACAUGGAUGAAUUGAAGGAUCUAGUAAACAUUAACAUCGAAUCCACAUGCAAGGAGCACAAGUGCAAAUAUUGCUCACGUCGCUUCAUGUUCGAAGAGACCAUACAGGAGCACCUAAAGACUUGCGUUGACUUUAAGUUUGCCGAAUUCUUCGAAGAGAUUAAGAAUCUGAUGUACAUAAAACGUAAUAAGGAAAUAUCUCCGCACGAGUUCACAAGACGCAUGAUAUUCAGCAUACGCAAGACUUGUGUGUGGCUCAAGGAAAAUUUGAUGGACACAACUUUGCCAGAUUUGUUGCAGAGUAACGACUCAGCUGUCACCGAGGAGACUACUGAAGCUAAGCGCAACGAAGAAAGGAAGAAAUCAAAUGAGAGUAAACAUGAAAACAUACAAAAUUGCUUGGUGGAAUCAACAGAACGUCGCCCAUGUCCUAUAAAUGCUAGCAAUAACAUACUACAUGUCAUUGGUUCCUCUACGGCAGCGAAGAUUGGACAGCCCCUUCAUAAGGUGAAUAAAACUGUCAUAGCCUCUUCGUUUUUGCAAGAGCAGCCAGUAGCAGCACCUUUUAGACAAACACCCAUAAAUAUAAGUAAUAACAUUUUACAUGAAAUCGAAAGAUCGGAAAUGAUUUUGAAAAAGCCCAUUGCGAUAUUGGCCACAAGUGGUUUGAAUAAUAGUAUGCCAAAAAUAUCUCCAACUGCCACAAAAAAUCAUAAUCCCGAGCGCUUAGCAUUUCUGGAAAAACUACAAAAUGCUGCCAAACCCAUAACUCUCUCCCCGCUAACAUUGGGCACAACAACUCCGGUUCAGGAGAAAGUUCCACUAAUUUCGGUGCGACAAGAUCUAAUGGAAACGACAACAACUACAACCACAACAACGAGUACACGAAGAACCCAUGUUUCUCCACUUUUGGAUCUUUUGCAAAACAAUACCAAAGCACUGAAUUCCUCCACUAAUCCCCUACUAAGUACGCCCUGCGCACGUUGUCCCACGUGCGAUCUCUUGUUUGAGACUUUAGAUGCUUUAGAGAUUCACAAUGCCUUAAAGCAUAAUGCAAUGACAGCCAGUGCAGGUAAUGGCAAUGGCACUCGUGCAUCAUCAACUGGCGUGGAUCCAAGCUAUGUCGACAAAGAGGCUGAACACAAACGUAUUAUAUCCCUAUUCGAAAAUGAUGACGAAUUUUAAGCAAAAGAGCCAAAACAUCCUUUUAAUGGUCUAUGAGACUUUUAGAUGUUUGCACACACACACAUAUGUGUGUGAACUGAUUAUAACGAAAUUAUUUCGCUGGAGCCGCCAAUGUUUGAUGGGUAUCUUUUACAAAUCGUGAUAUUUAUUUGUUUUUAUUUUUAAUUUUGACUAUUUCUCGACUACGAUGUUCUCUAAACCGUUUACAUUUUUUACUUUCUAUGCUGUUUUUUAUGUAUAUUUUUGUUUUUUUUACUUAAUGACUAUUGCUAUAACGAACAAAUUUUCAAACAAGUUACGUACUCCUUACGUAUGGAUUAGACCUAAUGCAAAGUUUACCACUAUUAGACUUGUUAUUAGUAAUUUAUUACCUGCAUUCAUACAACAUGCCAUUGUAUUUGAGUAAUUAUCGAAAAAUUAAAUAAACAAAAAUUAAAUAUUUCAAUGUGAGAUUAAA